Molecule: messenger RNA, 708 nt
Organism: Micromonas pusilla CCMP1545
Lineage: Eukaryota; Viridiplantae; Chlorophyta; Mamiellophyceae; Mamiellales; Mamiellaceae
Exons: 1
Coding region: 1-708 (235 amino acids)
Molecular function (GO): protein binding
Source: RefSeq, a predicted model, not a curated record
AUGAGCCCCACGCUCGAGGCCGACGGUAACGUCGCGUGCGCGAUCUUCUCGCAUCUCGAGCACCCGAGAGACCGCGACGCGCUCGCCAGCGUGAGCACGGUGUUCAGGGACGCGGAGAAGUCGGACGCGUCGUUGCCCGGCGGCGGCGUAAGUGAGUUGGAAAAGCUCGGUGGCGAGUUUUACGACGAGGACGAGUGCGAGGAGGCGGUCUACUGGUACCGCAAGGGUGCCGAUCGCGGCGAUGCUGAUUGCAUGCACUUGAUGGGACUUUCCUAUCACCACGGCGAGGGCGUGGAUAAAGACAUGAGGAAGGCGUUCGAGUGGCUGGAAAAAGCGUCCGAGUUGGGGCACGUCGGCGCGACACACGACCUCGCCGGGCACUACGAGCUCGGCGUAGGCGUGGACGUAGACGAAGCGAAGGCGAUCGAGUUAUACGUCAAGGCGGCGGGGAUGGGUCACCCGGCCUCUGCACGACAUCUCGGGGACUGUUACUACCACGAGGAGUGCGGCGUGGCGGAGGACAUAAACGAGGCGCUGAAGUGGUACCGCCGCGCGUGCGAGCUCGGCGAUAGCGGCUACUCGGAAAGUCGCGCGGACUUGAUCGAGGAGGGGUUGGAUCCGUCCGAGAGCGACGACGACGACGACGACGACGAACAAAGCGAAUCCGAACACCUCGCGACGUUACCCCAGGGAGGACAUUACUUUUGA